Molecule: messenger RNA, 2362 nt
Organism: Humulus lupulus (European hop)
Lineage: Eukaryota; Viridiplantae; Streptophyta; Magnoliopsida; Rosales; Cannabaceae
Product: cyclic nucleotide-gated ion channel 4
Exons: 7
Coding region: 78-2300 (740 amino acids)
Source: RefSeq, a predicted model, not a curated record
UUUGUUGCCCUUCCAACCUUCCCAAGUUCCACAAAAACGCACCCAAUUUCAACUAAUUAUUAUGAGCUCAAAAUUAUAUGUGUAACACUUGUCUCAACCCUCAUUUUCUUGCCAACCAAACACUCUUUAUCUCUUUUCCUUUUUCUCUCUCUCUAACUUCCAUGGCUAGUACUGCUACUACUACUACUACCGAUCUUCAUCAUCAAUACCAGAGAGAAAUAUCUUUCAAUACUUACAACAACAGGCAGUACUUCACGGAUGAGGAGAGUGACAACGACGACGACGAUGAUGUAGAAGACAGAGAGAAAAUACUAGAAGAAGAAGAAGGAGAAGAAGAGGAAGUAAUCGAUGGCGACGAGAACGAUGAAAAAUACGACAAAGAAGACAAAAGGCGUGGGGGUGGAGGAGGGCGGUGGUGGUUGGGGGAAGGGUCGGCGCGUGUGCUGGACCCGAGGGCGAAGUGGGUCCAGGAAUGGAACAGGGUGUUCUUGUUGGUGUGCGCCACUGGGCUUUUUGUGGACCCGCUCUUCUUCUAUGCCCUAUCGAUAAGUGACACGUGUAUGUGUCUCUUCGUUGAUGGGUGGUUCGCCGUGACGGUCACCGUCCUCCGGUGCAUGACGGACGCCUUGCACGUGUGGAACAUGUGGCUGCAGCUGAAGAUGGCAAAACGGUCGUUUUCCAUGGUUAGUGCCGUCGAUGGGACUGGUGCCGCCGCCGCUGGGCUUGGGGACGCCGCCUCGGCUAGGUCUGUGGCUUUAAGGUACUUGAAAGCCAAGAGAGGCUUUCUGUUUGACCUCUUUGUCAUUCUUCCUUUGCCUCAGAUUGUAUUGUGGGUAGCAAUCCCAUCUCUAUUGGAAAAAGGAUCAGUGACGAUAGUAAUGACGGUGUUCUUGAUAAUCUUUCUGUUCCAAUAUCUCCCAAAGAUUUAUCACUCCGUCUGCCUCUUGCGCCGCAUGCAAAACCUCUCUGGUUACAUUUUUGGAACUGUUUGGUGGGGCAUUGCUCUAAACAUGAUUGCAUAUUUUGUCGCAUCCCACGCUGCAGGAGCUUGUUGGUAUUUGUUGGGUAUCCAAAGAGCAUCACAGUGUCUGAAAGAGCAGUGUAGAAAGACAAGUGGGUGUGGAAUAGGAAUAUUGUCUUGUGAAGAAACUAUAUACUAUGGAACUACAAGGAUGGUGAGACAGGAGCCAAGAGUGGCAUGGGCUCUGAACAAGCAGGUAAGGUCUGCCUGCUUAGACAGCGCAGAUAACUACAACUACGGUGCGUAUAGAUGGACCGUUCAGCUUGUCACCAACACUAACCGCUUGGAAAAAAUGCUUUUUCCCAUCUUUUGGGGCCUCAUGACUCUCAGCACAUUUGGGAACUUGGAGAGCACAACCGAAUGGUUAGAAGUUGUGUUCAAUAUCAUUGUCUUGACCAGUGGACUCCUUUUAGUUACCAUGUUGAUUGGAAACAUCAAGGUGUUUCUGCAUGCAACAACGUCCAAAAAACAAGCAAUGCAACUGAAGAUGAGGAACAUAGAGUGGUGGAUGAGGAAGAGGCAUUUGCCUCCGGGCUUCAGGCAGCGAGUUCGGAACUACGAGCGCCAGCGUUGGGCCGCCAUGCGCGGCGUUGAUGAAUGUCAGAUGAUUAGGAACCUCCCUGAGGGCCUUAGGAGGGACAUCAAGUACCAUCUCUGCUUAGAUUUAGUUAGACAGGUACCACUGUUCCAGCACAUGGAUGACCUGGUCCUCGAGAACAUAUGCGACCGUGUCAAAUCGCUCAUUUUCACCAAGGGAGAAACAAUAACAAGAGAAGGCGACCCAGUUCAGAGAAUGCUGUUCGUAGUAAGAGGCCAUCUCCAAAGCAGCCAAGUCCUCCGAGACGGUCUCAAAAGUUUCUGCAUGUUGGGGCCCGGCAACUUCAGCGGCGACGAGCUCCUCUCAUGGUGUCUCCGCCGACCCUUCAUCGAAAGACUCCCACCAUCGUCGUCGACACUGAUAACUCUUGAAACGACUGAGGCGUUCGGACUCGAAGCCGAGGACGUUAAGUACGUGACGCAACACUUCCGUUACACAUUCGUGAACGAGAAAGUGAAGCGAAGCGCAAGGUACUACUCGCCCGGGUGGCGGACAUGGGCGGCGGUGGCCAUUCAGCUGGCUUGGAGAAGGUACAAGCACCGGUUGACUUUGACUUCGUUGUCGUUUAUUAGGCCUAGGAGACCUCUGUCGAGGUGUUCGUCCUUGGGAGAAGAUCGUCUUAGGCUUUAUACUGCUUUGUUAACUUCGCCUAAGCCAAAUCAAGAUGACUUUGAUUUCUGAGACACUCACUCCUGUUAUUAUUCUAUGUUUUGUUCAUAUAUAUGGAUGUACUUUUUAUUUUA